AUGGGGGAGGUAGCGGCAACCAAUCAGCUGACGAUCAACGACUGGAUUCCAUGUGGGAAAGAUGUUAGAGCAGAUUCGUCGGUCUAUCUUCCCUCCAUCGUGCGGGGAAUUCUCGAUGGCUGUGCCAGCGGCGAUUGGCACAAGUUGUUGAGGAAAUCCGUCCAUGCGUUGAAGCGCUACAUGGACUUGAAGCACACCGUGCCUGUGAAAGAAAGAGCCUUGAUCAUCAAUGCACUGUAUCGAGUGGUGACGGAGGAAGAUGGCCUAGAUCAAUACCUGCAGAAGAUCUUUGCACAACAGCUCGUCCGCCUUCUCAAAAAGCGAGGCCAAGAAAAGUUAGACAUCGUCCUGGAUUGGCGUCCGCUGUACCGAGUGAUUGACUUCCUGUUCUUCGGCAAGGCCAGGAUCCCUCAGACUCCACUGUGCCCCUACCUUGGAUACUACAUCAUAUGCUUGGCGAGGUCGGCGCGGCACUACUUCAACAAGGAGUCAGUUGGCGAGAUAGUCAAUCACCUCCGGCCUUUCUUCUGUGCGCAGCACACGGCAUCUUGCCUGAAGGGUCAGGUGAUGCUCACCCUUCUCAUGAAGCGAACGGAGGACGUGGACUUUAGGCUCUUAAAGGAGAUCAUGUCAAUAUGGGGUUGGGUGGUCGCAUACGCUGAUUGGGAUCUGCACUGGAUGGUCUUGCUUGCGUCGCUGUGCAGAUAUACCUAUCGAACUCGCUCUAGCGACUGGAAAGUCUUCAUCCCUUCUCUCAUGUCUCAUAUCCUCCAUAUCAUCGAUCUUCCUGUUGGCGUCUCAAGGAUUCACAUCUAUGGAAACAUGGAGAGCUCUUUGUCUUCGCCUGAAGGGAGCCCAUUCUAUUCCUUGGCAAGCUUCGUGCACCUCGACGACAAUCGAACUAAGAUUCUGCAACUUGUGCACAAGUCUGCCAAGUUGAUCAUCUACCUGCAGCAACCAGGAGGAGGGGAGCCGCUUGGUAUGUUGGGCAAGAUAAUCCGAGCGAUUGAGUCCUACCUGCAUCCUUCCAACGGCGGUUACUGGACUCACAGGCUGUCUCAGCUGCUGGCUUCAUUGUGCGAAUAUCUUAUGGAAAGAGUCCGUGCUGAGCGCGAUGUUGCUGACAGCGAGAGCUACAAAUUGAAACCCAGUGACAUCAGCAACAUCGCAAGGUUGAUCCUGCCCGUUGCCCUACAGGGGCUCUACUCGAAGAGCAACACAGCGACCCUGCAGUCCUGUGUGGCACUGAAGUAUCUUGCAAGCCUUGACCCUAACAACACUCUCCCUCCCCUGCUGGAUCGCAUUUCUGAUGCGUUGACAACCUUGACUCAAGUACACCAGACCUCGAGUGCCCUAGAGGCCCUGGCAGCAGUAAUCUUCCCUGUUAUACGUGCAGGGAAUUUCGAGUCGGGAGCCAAACACAUUCCAGAUUUGAUGGAGCUUACACUCUCGGGGAUCGACUCGAAUGAUCUUCCCAAGACUUGGGCCACCCUUCGCUUUUACACUGUGCUGUUGUCUGGUCUGCCUCUCAUAACCAUCACCGAGACAUGUCCUGUUGGAUAUGACCCUGAUCGGCAUGAAGUGGCAAGGGCAGUCACAGAUACAUUUGCAGACUGGGCUUUCAGAUUUCUAGAUCAGACUUUCUCUUUCAUCUCAAACCACAACUCCAUGGCGCCCCCGCAAGGCCAUGAACACACGAAGAAGGCGGACUCAGAGACUCGCACAUCAGAGUAUUUUUUUAACUGCACACUUGAAGUCUUUUUCAUGCAGCUCGGAGAUGAACUCUUCGUUUCUGCUCUGAACAAGGUCGCCAACUUCUGCUUCACAAACCUCCUUUUGUUGCAGCAACAGGCACAACUCGGUGUCGUCAUAUCAGCGAUGACUGCAGUCAAUCCCAGUGUCGUUGCUCAAAAGUUCUUGCCAGUGUGCCUGCGGAUACUUCUGGUUUCGCCUUACGAUGUUGUGCAAGUGGCUGUGAAAUGCUUUACUCUGACUUGUCUCCGACAGAGUGUUCCUCGGACACCGAGAACUCCAGGCUCUGCUCGUUCUUUCACUCGCGCUGCAAGUGCCUCCAAAUCUCCUGGGCUUUCCUGGGCUUCGCCUCCAAUGACGCAUGGGAUGGGAUCUGUGGACGUCGAAAGCCCAAUGCUGAAUGCUGACGGAAAAGGUUUGGAUUUGACUUGCUUCUCAUGUUUGAUCCGCUCUUCUCCCUCACUUCCUUUGUUUUGUCCAGUUGAAGGUGUUGUGUUCAGACUUGCACUGUUGUCUGAGAUGGAGAUCAUCUACUAUCUCAACAUCAUGCGAUAUGUCGUGGAGAAUGCCGGGGAUGCAGUGAUCCCGUACAUCGAUAAGGUCGUUGCUGCCGUGGAUCUUGUUCUCAAGUAUGAGGAGCGGCCGGGAGUGAUUUCACUGCAAGUCUUCAAGGCUGCCAACAAGCUCAUCCGGUCCCUUAUCCACGCCCUCAUCACUUGUCGACCCAAGGAGUAUCGCUCGGUAGACCCGACUCUUUGGAACGACCCCAACUGGAAGAACGUACACUAUGAGCAUUGGGGAAACGUGAUCGACCUGUCUGCAGCGAACGUCAGUUGGAAUGCCCCGUCGCGCGAAGGCCUGCAGUGGGCAGCGGAUCUUGCUGCCAAGUACAUCAACAACUCUGUUCAAGUCCUCCGACGGUAUCAUGCCGACGCGCAAGAAUGGGCGAAUCAUAAGGAGGACAUGGAGGUCGAAGCAGCUCAACCCAAAGGUAAGCUCGGAUGCAUCGAUCACGUGCCAGGAAGUCUGACGGCUCUCCUUCUCUCAGAGUCAGACGAGGGCAGCCCGUCCCCUUGUGUGCUGGACCUCAACUCUGACAACGACAUCGUGAUGAUGGACUCCGAUGCCGCUGCGGACGAGGCUGUUGAGCCAGCGCAGAAGCAGCGCAAGUCACAGAGCAAGGUUGCUUUUGCCAAGUUGAAGGAGCUCGAGAUCCCGGCGCACAUCCUGAGCUCCCAACGGCAGAGCUGUCGGCGGAGCAGUCUCAGGGGAUUCAGCGACAGGGCGAAGAGGAAGGAUGGAUCACGAGGCUCGCCAACGUCCAUUGAGGCACGUUAUGCAGUCCUCCAGAUGCGAUUCGUGCUCGAAGGACUUGUGGCAGCCUUGCCUGCAUGGGACGAGGGGAGAGAGGAUUCUUCGGAAAUGCAGUUGGACGGAGAUCUGGAUGACGACGAGCGUGAGCUCUUGCCUGGGAAUGAGGGGUAUGCCUCUGGCACUUACGACCUCCCAAAGUCAAGGGUUGAUGUUUCAAAUAUCGGCAAGGAUGGGUUGUUGUCUCGUUCGCGUAUCGCAAGCAUCCUUCAUGACCUCAACACGCUCUUCCUCCAGCAGAACUCCGAAGACUCGAAGAUGUUGAAGGCCUUGGCAAAGUGCCUCGACGUCUGCAUGAAUGGAGUUGACAUCUUGCAGAAGCAGACGAGACGUCUAAGGCUCAGAUACUCCAUCAUGAAAGCAAGGAACAGAGAGACUGGGACAGAUGGCAAGGCAAAACUGCUCCCCCGCUACAUGCUCCUCACGAAGAUUCAUCAUCAUUACCUUUCUCGCGUUAUGUUGCGACAUCGCAAACUUCAUGACUCUCUGUUGGUGCAGAACCUCCUCAAACAAGUUAACCUCCUUUCGACAAACGAGCAUUCUGGUGUUAGAGGACGUGGUCAGCUUGCACUUUUGUCUUGCUGCCGGAGGUACAGGAACGCUUGCGCGUACUCCCUUCCUCGUCUCAUCUCUCUCCUCGAGGACAAGAAUGUAGAUGCUGCUGGACACGAGCAGCGCAUCAUCGGAGCGACUAUCCUUCUUCAAACUAAGUACUUCCAAGGUAGAAUCCUACGGGACUGGAGCAUGAUCGAGCAUUUUCUUCUCACCCUGUGUCGAAGUCAUCAUAACGACAAAGAGAGCGUUCUCGAUGCGCUGGACAACCUCUUCGCAACAUUCCUUUCGUACUGGUAUCAGAUCUCUCUUGACAUCCCGGCUUACGUGCACUGGGACGAGUCUCUUAUCAAGUUGGAGCAGUCAACGGUACCGUUUGUUGGCUACUCCCGCAUGCUCGAGGCUCUCGUCGCCCUUCUCAAGACGAACCCUAACGUGCACUGGAGGUUCAAGCUCAUGAUCAUCGAUGCGGUCACUGUCAUGAUCAGAGACGAUGUGCCCACUCCGAUCUCCGUGUGGGAGGCGAUUCUUGACGGCAUGGUAUCCGACAUAUCUCACAUCCGAGAGGCGUGCUUUCCUGCUCUCAGCAGCGCGCUCGAGCUGAUUCAGACUACUCAGCGGAGCAAAGAAGAAUCACUUCUCGGCAAUCGCCUGUUGCCGGACAAGUGCUUCACUCACUGGAACGGCCCGCCUCCCAAAGCUUCUUUCACUGAGUGGAACUCCAACGUUCGGAAGAAGGUCGUCACGAAGGAGUACUCCGAGCAGGUGCGGGCAUGUAUUAUGCAGUACUUCUGCAACGACGAGUACAUCGAGAAGCUCUGCUCCUUCAUGUCUGUAGUCCAGCUGGGGAGAGGAAAGUCGUUCAUCGGGUCUCAUGCACAGAUGUUCAAGGGUCUCUUGAAAGCCUUCGGCUUGCAGGUGAUCACCAAGCUCCGCACGUUCCUCGAGGCACUUCUAGCUGACGCCCAGGCUUACUCCCAUGAGAGCUCUGACGUGUACAUCGGGAAGCAGUGCCUCGCUUCAGAGUUGCUGGGCGGGUUGGUGAGGGGCAUGAAGUAUUGGCCGGAGCAGGACCAAGAGGAGGCGAAGGGUAUGGCUUUCCAGCUCAUUUCCUACGUGCUAGCAACACCCGAGCUGGAGAGCGUGGGGAUAUGGGCAGCUUGCCUGAGGUUCUGCUUGUACGAUCGCCAUCCGAGACGAACUUCAUGGUUGGUCGAGUUCCUGGUGGAGCGAGCUCUUCCAGCCCACAUCGAUCUCUCCUCGCACUCCAUCCUCACGUGCAAACGUAUCAUCCUUGUCAAGCCGAUCUUGAAGGAGCUGGGAUGGCGGGGUGGGCCGAUCCACCGGCAGAUCGCGCACGACCUUGAGCCUUACCUGCACCAUCCUUACGCUCAGAUGCGUGCUUGUGUCGGCUCCAUCCUGUCAGUUCUCUCCAGGGUCACAUGGGAACCUAGGGAGUUCGCCUCCAUGCCUUCUCCAGCUGAUGCUGAGCACCUGUCAUCGGAACAGUCGCACCAUAUGCACCUUCUGUGCUGCUCGAGGCAAGCUGGGAUGUCUGAGCUGCUGGAAGCCCCACCUCACACAGAGUGCAAGCUCAUCGGGUCUGAGACGAUGCUCCGCCUCGUGGACAAGUGCGCACGGGAGUGGUCAACGUUGGCUAAUCGCUGCAAGUACAUGAGCGACGGAAAGAAUUGCUCGGACGAGGCCGAGGAACAAGCCAUGAAGGACUCCCGCGUUCAACUUCGGCAUCUUCGACACACUCUCAUCACGUGGACUUGCUCUGUCUGUCCCGAGUACGAGGCGAUGUACCGCUGUCCAGUCGAGUCCUUCCUUCCCAUUCUCCUCCCCCCCCUCUUGCAAGCUCUGGACGACAAAGAUCCAGAACUGCUUCGGCAAGCGAAGGGAUGCGCCGAGCUCACGGCAAAUACACCGAUCGUCGAUGAGGUCUUGCCGCACGUCCUCUUGGCUGUUCGAUCGGUCUCCAAGUCACAGUCGUGGCAAGUGAGGUCGAGCGUCCUCCCGUUCCUGCAGAUCAUCAUCUUCCGGCACCAAUGCUCCAUCAGGAAGGAGGACAUGAAGAUGGUGCAAGACCUUAUGGUUUCGCUGCUUCAAGACUCUCAAGUAGAAGUGCGCGAGAUGGCCUCCGUUGCGGUCUCGGUUCUGGUCCGCAUUACAGGGGAGGAGCUUGCCAUGGACCUGAAGACUCUCUUCGUCCAGUGGUCGCAGCACGACAUCUCGAGCAUGCAAGGCCGGGCAGGCGAGCCUGUUGACGAUGCGAGGGAAGGGAAAGCUGGGGAAGACAGUAGCGACAAGAAGGCGCUGAAGGCUUCAUUGCAGCUUCGCCACGCUGGGGUGCUCGGCUUGUCUGCUCUGGUUGGAGCAUAUCCAUACGAUGUGCCACAGUGGAUGCCGGAAAUUCUCGUACAGUUGGCACUCCACGUGCUUGACCCCAUGCCAAUCAAGCACACUGUUCGCAACACCUUUGGGGAGUUUUGGAGAACUCAUCAGGAUGCUUGGCCUGUGCUCAAAGGACGAUUCACUGAAGAGCAGCUGACGGCGUUGACCAACUUGCUAGCGUCACCCACCUACUUCUCGUGA
Messenger RNA from Guillardia theta CCMP2712, 6273 nucleotides. RefSeq lists its product as hypothetical. The record is from RefSeq and is a predicted model, not a curated record. Bases 1 to 6273 code for a protein of 2090 amino acids. Gene Ontology annotation, molecular function: proteasome binding; peptidase activator activity. The transcript is spliced from 12 exons. Gene Ontology annotation, biological process: proteasomal ubiquitin-independent protein catabolic process. Gene Ontology annotation, cellular component: cytosol; nucleus. NCBI's taxonomy places the organism in Eukaryota, Cryptophyceae, Pyrenomonadales, Geminigeraceae.